CAGUAGAUAAGUGUCAAAUAUAAUUUUUCGUAACAUUUUUAUAUUGUUUCGAUCCAGUUCCACUAAAAUUGAAAUAGGUCUGCAAACACAGAAAUGAGUAUAUUUGUGUAAUGUGGAUACAAACAAAUAAAGUGCUAAAUUCAGUAAAUUUAUCAUGUUUUUCAGAAAUGUUUGGUCUAUUGCUGAACUAACAAAUAAUUGUAAAUCAUUACUCCAGCAACAAAGCCGAAGUACCGUGGGAUAUGUUCGCAUUCAGACCCGCAAUGCAUUCAACAAUUCACGGCGCGGUAAACGACCUGUUAUUGAACCAGACCCAUUAGAAAAUAUUCAGAUAGAGUCUGGACCACUCCAUGCUAAAGGACUUCUAAGGCCAUUCUUUUUCACCAUAGGGGUAUCUUCAGCAAGUCUACUUGGCUGUGUCAUCUGGGAAUAUGAGACUCUUCGUGCUCACACUACUACUCUGCUCCGGCGACCAGGCUCCUGGUUGAAUGCUCAGCAGAAAAAAAUCUUGGCACAGUUUAAACCAGAACCAGGUCCCGUGCAAAAGUGGUGGCGUUCACUGAAGGAUAGUGAGAAGGUGUUCUACCCAAUACUAGCUGCUAAUGUCCUUGUGUUUGGCGCGUGGCGAGUGCGCGCUUUUCAGCCCUUCAUGGUCAAGUACUUCUGCUCCAAUCCUUCAGGCAGUGCAAAGUGCUUACCAAUGAUCCUCUCCACAUUCAGCCAUUAUUCUCCUCUCCAUUUAAUGGCUAACAUGUAUGUCCUCUACAGUUUUAUGCCAGCCGCUGUAGCGUCAUUAGGCAAGGAGCAGUUCGUCGCCAUGUACUUAAGUGCUGGUGUGAUCAGCAGUUUUGCCAGUUUCCUCUACAAGGUGGUCGCCAACCAGCCUGGCCUUAGUCUCGGAGCAUCGGGAGCAAUCAUGUCAGUGCUGUCAUAUGUGUGCGUGCAGUACCCUGACACCAGGCUGAGCAUCAUCUUCUUGCCAAUGUAUACAUUUGCAGCUGGAACAGCAAUAAAGGCAAUAAUGUGUAUGGACUUGACAGGAGUACUUCUAGGCUGGAAGUUCUUUGACCAUGCUGCACAUCUUGGAGGUGCUUUAUUUGGAAUAGCUUGGUGCCAUUGGGGUGGCACCCACAUAUGGGCAAAUAGAGACAAAUUCCUGCAGUAUUAUCAUGCUUUGAGAAAAAAUGACACUGGCAGGUAAUAGUACAAUUUCAUGAUGUGCGUAACUGUAAUGACCAAAUUAUGUGUAGCAAGUACCUACUAUAUAUAACCUUACGUGACAGAACUUAUACAAAGUAAAAUCAUAAAAUUCUUGUGCUUUGAAAAAAUUAUAAAAUAACUUGUUAACUUGUGGAAACCCAUUACAAUUAAGAUUUUCUUUUCUUUAUGGGAUGACAAUCUUAAGUUCUGCUAGUGGUGACCUACAUACAUAAAGUAUCAAACUAUAUUGUUUGUAAUAUAUUAAUUGUGUUAUGUAACAAAAUAAUUAUAUAUAUUUUAUUGUUAUGCAAA
Messenger RNA from Amyelois transitella, 1512 nucleotides. It is a transcript of the gene rho-7, whose product is annotated as presenilin-associated rhomboid-like protein, mitochondrial. The record is from RefSeq and is a predicted model, not a curated record. The coding region runs from base 155 to 1201 and encodes 348 amino acids. The transcript is spliced from 9 exons. Gene Ontology annotation, cellular component: membrane. Gene Ontology annotation, molecular function: serine-type endopeptidase activity. NCBI's taxonomy places the organism in Eukaryota, Metazoa, Arthropoda, Insecta, Lepidoptera, Pyralidae.